AGAAGCGGGUAUCAUAAUUCAUCAGAGAAUAAAUUGUUAUGCUUGAAUCAAGUUUGUUUUGUCAAAUGUACUAUGAGUUGAAGCCUGAACGCAGGGCGUGCAUUAUAGCGAUCGACUUCUUGAAUUCCCCGCUGGUCCCUUACCAACAAUCCCAGAAUUCAAUGCGCAUGGUGUGUUACGGACGGGCUGGAUCGACGAAGCCGCCAAGGACUCUUCCAGUUGAAAAGAUGCACGUGUAUGGCGACAAGCGACUACUUUCAGCUCUCACUACAGUGCUAAUAUCUCUGCAUCCUGAAAAGCUAAGAAAAGAGAAGGACGUGGUCGAGGAAAAGCCCAAGUCAAAAGAUGACCUAAGGCAGCGGUUGGACUACAGUAAGAGGCUAGGAGACUAUGUGGUCAAAAACAUCUAUGAGAAGAAUCAGGACUACACUUUCAAAAAGAAAGGUGUUGAAGGUUGUCAUACACAGGCGUCGGGAGUUUUGUGGUGGCUAGGUGCUCCAAAAGCCUGACUUUCCAGGCCAGACAAUAAAACUGCAAUUGCACAGUACCGUUCAAGGUUUACAGGCUAGUAAACAAGUGUCGUUUGGAACUCUACUGUUUUCAUGGUCAUGUUUUCUCAUUUUUGUUAUGUUUUUUGUAGCAUACAUGCUUUAUAUGACAAAACUACAUGUAGUUUCUGUUUUGAACGUUUCAAAACUGCUGCUGCUAUUUCUCUUAGACACAAGAAAUGUGAAAAUGUAAAUAUUAAUUCAUGAACAUGCAACUUGAACAUGUUGGCAGUAGCCCAUAUACUUCAGGUCAAAUCCAGGUAGAUCCUGAUAUACUGAUUUUAUAUGACAGGCUAUAUUAUUAUGUUAAUAAGGACAAGUUCCCAUUGUAUAUCCAGUGGAUCAUUUUAUUCAUAAAUAUCCUGCCUACAUAUGUCAGAAACAAAUGCUGUUUUACAACAAUAUAUGUGUAUCCACCAAAGUUUUCCCUGCCUAUUUGUGAAAAUUACACAGAAAUGUAAUUGUAUAUUGAUAUGAUAUACAUGUCUUUCUUGCUGUAUAUCUAGUUCAAAGGAAUAUGAAAAUAAGGAUACUUAAUUUACUUCAAGGUUUCUAUUUGGCCUGUUGUAUAAAGCAUGGAUAGGUAGAUAAAUUUAUACAGGUGAGGUAGAUAGAUGUCCGCAUUUGGUUGAAUGCACCUGUUAUAGUGCAAAUAAUGUGGAAACUGUGUAACACUGUUAUCAAGAUUGUUUUAUCUUAGCAGUAAAGCCUCACCCUAAUUCUAAUUCUAACCCCAAGCUUAACAAGAAUGGAUAACCCUAACAGUAAAAACUCACUCUCUGGUUUAACGUCAGAUCAAUUUAGCAAUUGAACAUGUGGUGGCGAAAUAUCUUAACAGGAAAAUGUCCUAUGUAAUUAGUCUCAUCUUUAGAGGGAUAGGUCUGUCUUAUUUUGGUGACUGCACAGGCUGGAACCAUGCACCGCACUGAUCUCCCAAGAUGAUUCUUGUGGACCCAGCACGAAAACUGUCUGUACGCUGACAGUUGUAAGAUUCUGGGAGAAACAAAAAUGCAUGUAAAUUGUAAUGUUAUAUUUUUUUUGUAUUAAAAGAUUGCAACAAGUACACUG
Branchiostoma floridae (Florida lancelet) is the source of this 1616-nucleotide messenger RNA. RefSeq lists its product as uncharacterized. The coding region runs from base 39 to 509 and encodes 156 amino acids. The transcript has 4 exons. The record is from RefSeq and is a predicted model, not a curated record. Lineage: Eukaryota; Metazoa; Chordata; Leptocardii; Amphioxiformes; Branchiostomatidae.